AUGACAUUAAAAAAAAGAAUAAAACUGGAACAAAAUAUAAAUGAUCAGAUAUAUAAUAAUGAAGAGAAAAUUAUUAAUGAGACAUAUUGUGAUGAACCAUUUCGUGACAAGUAUAAUUUUAAUAGAUUAUUGGAUAAAAAAUUAAAUUGUAAUUCAGAUUUAACUGUAUCAAGUGACACUUCAAUGGAUAUAUCAACAACUAUGAGUUUAUCAACAUUAUCUUUACAUAAUUCAAAAGAAAUUCAAAACCAACUUAAUUGUACUGGUUUUAAUAAAACAUUAUCUAUUUUUGAGAAUAAUUUCAAUGAUACAAAAGAUAAUCUUCAAAAUACCAUAUCAACAACAAACUCAAGUAUGCCAAUUAACACAAUUCAUUAUUUAAAUCCUAGUUUAUUGGAAGAAAAAAAUUUUUUAACACUAAAUUCAAAUGAAAACAUAGAAAAAUUAGAAAAAAGCAAGUUAUUAAAUGAAAUUAAUUUUAAUAAUAGUUCAUUAAAAUUAAAUGACAGUUUUUCUAUAUUUAAUAAUUCUAUAAAAAAUAGUACAGCUUUAGUUUUUGAAAAUAUUUAUUUUAAACGAGAUAUAGAUAAUAUAUUUUUUAUUGAAUAUACAUCAAAUUAUAAAAACUUAAAACAAUUAGAAUUAAUAUGUUUUACUAUUACAUGGAUUCAAUCACGAAUAUAUGAAAUUAUUUUAGUUGUACCAAAUUUAAGAUAUUUACAUCAACAUACAUUAGAAAAUAACUAUUUACAACAUGUUAAAUAUAAAAAAGGAAAAGGAAAACUUACGAAAACUGUUAUAAAAUCAAAUGAUCCAAUAGAAGUUAUUGAAUCAAUGGAAUUUUUAGAUAUAUCUUUAUAUAAUGAUUCACUUUAUCAAUAUUUAUUAAUUAAUCAAUUAUUAGAUAUAUAUUAUAAAUUUGUCUCUUUAUAUAUAUAUUAUUGUGAUUUAAAAAUUGAAAAAAUUAAUAUAAUUUUUGAAGAAAAUAAAUUAUUAUAUGAAGAAUUUAUUAAUUGUAAUGAAGACAGAAUCAAUACAAUUAAAUGUCUUAAUAAUUAUCUUUAA
Messenger RNA from Strongyloides ratti, 1065 nucleotides. RefSeq lists its product as hypothetical. The record is from RefSeq and is a predicted model, not a curated record. The transcript has 2 exons. The coding region runs from base 1 to 1065 and encodes 354 amino acids. Lineage: Eukaryota; Metazoa; Nematoda; Chromadorea; Rhabditida; Strongyloididae.